CGGUUCGCCUGGUUCCCGGCGACUUUCACGGAACAUAUCCGUUCGACUUUCUCCUUUCGUAGCUGUCUUUACGAUGAACAUGAUCAAAGCCAUUUUAAGGCUGCUGUUCUUUGCUCUGGCGAUUCAGUUUGGAUCAGCUAAGAUUGUGGACUUUCGUCUGGACUUUGGAGCGAUUCCCUUUGACGAAUCAUUCGAAAUCUGCCAGUUCAAUUCGGCCUUGUUAUCGCGCGUUCUGAAACACAACGUGUCCGGGAAUACUCUGGUGAUACCAGAAGGGUACACCUUUCACGUACACCACGGUAUCAUCACAAAUGGCCUUCAUGAUGCUGUUAUUCAGCUCGACGGAGUCCUUCGUUUUGAACGGGCCGAUUUGGCCAUCGACGAGGGCCCGCCGCCGUUUCCGAGUUGUCUACAAAUAGACAAUUCCAGCAACAUUACCAUUACCAGCAAGUCCAGUUCCGGGCGUGGCUUGAUUGAUGGCCGCGGACCGCAGUACUGGGGUGUUCCCAUGAUCGGCUACAUACAGCUUGGCGAAAAUCGACCCCGUUUGCUCUUAUUUAAUCGAACAAAGAAUCUGUUGAUUGAACGAAUCAUUCUUCAGGACUCGCCGUAUCAUACCCUGUAUUUAGAAGGAGCUGACGGAGUUGUUAUCCGUGAUAUCAGUAUUGUUGCGCGACGGACGACAAUGGAUGGGCACAAUUGGGUGGACUUGACUGCGUUCAAUACAGACGGGAUUGACGUGUCUGGCCACAAUGUGCACGUUCACGACGUUGACAUCUGGGUACAGGACGAUUGUAUAUCCGUCAAAGACAACUUCUUUGACGGUCAUCGCUCAACCAAUAUGACUUUUGAACGUUUAAACGCGACUGGACUGGGUUUUGUAAUAGGAUCGAUUUUGGGAUCAACUGUUAGCAACAUUACCUUCAAGGACAGCUACCUGCACCGUCCGGUUAAGGGCAUUUACAUGAAGUUUGCCCGUCCCAAUGCUUGGUGGGUUAAACGUAAUCUGACCCGCGGGGUCGUGGAAAACAUUGUGUACCAAAACAUAACUAUGGAAUCUCCGAGCCAGUGGCCUAUUUGGAUCGGCCCAGCGCAACAGGCUGACGCAAGCAAUCCCUGUCAUCCCAACCCUUGCAGCCUCUGUUGGCCCAUGUCACCAACAGCCAAAUGCCACAUUGUACAGGAAAGCACGUAUCGGAAUAUCACGUUGAUAGAUAUCCAAAUCAACAAUCCCAAAAUGUCGCCUGGGGUCUUGCUAGGACACGAAGACAAUAAAAUUGAUGGGAUUGUGUUCGACAACGUGCGUGUUACCAAAGGUCGACCCUUGCCCAUGUCCCGUUACAAGCGUGAAAAUACGUUUCCUGGAACUUUGCAACCGAUCCACGAUCCGUACGUACCUGGGAUCGUAACUACCAAUGAUCUGGUUGCGACGAAACGUCGCGAGUUGUCCACCGGUUCAGACUUGGUCUGGCCAGGCUCCAUGAUGCCUUCCAAUGACGAAGUGAACGAAUCAAACGGCUUUUUCUCAAAAUGGAAUCCGUUUUGGAAACCCAAAUGGCAAAAGACCAAUCGGUAUUACGCUUGUGAAGGGGUCUCUCGCGGAAUUGUAAGAGGCAAAUCCUGGCCAGUGCCAUAUUGCUUCGAAAAGGAAAGGCCUUCUUGGUCGGAAAGCAUUCUCGUAGUCCUCCGAUCUACUGGCGACCGCAGCAUUGUUCUUCUCCUGGCGAUUACCUUACUGGCGCUUUUCUAUUGCUUCGCAAUGUAGAGCACAUAUUUUCCUUCACAGAAGGCAGCUGCUGUUUGCGGUGUUUACGAUUUAUAUUUUUAUAAAGUGUAUGAUAUUCACGUGGU
Molecule: messenger RNA, 1851 nt
Organism: Phaeodactylum tricornutum CCAP 1055/1
Lineage: Eukaryota; Bacillariophyta; Bacillariophyceae; Surirellales; Neidiaceae
Exons: 2
Coding region: 74-1765 (563 amino acids)
Biological process (GO): carbohydrate metabolic process
Molecular function (GO): polygalacturonase activity
Source: RefSeq, a predicted model, not a curated record